Messenger RNA from Calypte anna (Anna's hummingbird), 3341 nucleotides. It is a transcript of the gene FBXO45, whose product is annotated as F-box protein 45. Gene Ontology annotation, molecular function: protein binding. Lineage: Eukaryota; Metazoa; Chordata; Aves; Apodiformes; Trochilidae. Gene Ontology annotation, cellular component: synapse; SCF ubiquitin ligase complex. Gene Ontology annotation, biological process: synapse assembly involved in innervation; proteasome-mediated ubiquitin-dependent protein catabolic process. The record is from RefSeq and is a predicted model, not a curated record. The coding region runs from base 182 to 1009 and encodes 275 amino acids. The transcript has 3 exons.
GGGCGGUGCGGGGCGGUGAUGGCGGCGCCGCUGUGGCCGUGGCCGUGGCUGAGGCUGUGCCGCGCCCCCUCGCUGUGAGGGGCGUCGGGGCCCGCCGCCCGCACCCCUGACACCGGCUGGGCAAAAGGGGUCAGCGGCGGCGGCCCCAGCCGGCCCGGAGAGCGGGGGAAGGAGGGAGGUCAUGGCGGCGGGUCCCGGCCCCGGCGGAGGUAGCGGCGGGGCGGUGUCGGCGGCGGUGUCGGUGGGAGGCGCGGGCUGGCGGCUGCCGGGCCGGGUGCUGGAGUUGGUGUUCUCGUACCUGGAGCUGCGGGAGCUGCGGAGCUGCGCGCUGGUCUGCAAGCUGUGGCACCGCGUCCUGCACGGCGAUGAGAACAGCGAGGUGUGGCGCAGCCUGGCCGCCCGCUGCCUGGCGGAGGAGGCCCUGCGCACCGACAUCCUCUGCAACGUGCCCACAUACAAGGGCAAGGUCCGUGCCUUCCACCACGCCUUCAGCACCAACGACUGCUCCCGGAACGUCUACAUCAAGAAGAACGGCUUCACCCUGCACCGCAACCCCAUCGCCCAGAGCACCGACGGGGCGCGGACCAAGAUCGGUUUCAGCGAGGGUCGUCACGCGUGGGAGGUGUGGUGGGAGGGCCCCCUGGGCACCGUGGCCGUCAUCGGCAUCGCCACCAAGCGGGCGGCCAUGCAGUGCCAGGGCUACGUGGCCCUGCUGGGCAGCGAUGACCAGAGCUGGGGCUGGAACCUGGUGGACAAUAACUUGCUGCACAACGGGGAGGUGAACGGCAGCUUCCCCCAGUGCAAUAACGCCCCCAAAUACCAGAUAGGUGAAAGGAUUCGAGUUAUCCUGGACAUGGAAGACAAAACAUUAGCAUUUGAGAGAGGCUAUGAGUUCUUGGGAGUUGCCUUCAGAGGACUGCCAAAAGUUUGUCUGUAUCCAGCAGUGUCUGCUGUGUAUGGGAACACAGAAGUGACUUUGGUCUACCUGGGAAAACCUCUGGAUGGAUGACGUGGAUUUUGUCGUGGGGUCAUCAAGAUGUGGAUGAUUGGGAGGAGAAAUCUGCAUGUUGGUUAGAGGGAAACGUGUGUUACAGGAAAAUAACCAACCAACCAACCAAACAGAAAGGUGUGAGUGUGUGUCCAAGAGCCCUGGAGGGAAUCAUGUGGAGCUAUGAAACGGAGGGCCAGCCAUACUUCAGGAAUUGUCUUAUAUUUCCUCUUUCUACCAGGCCAGAAAAAUCCUCAGGGUUGCAGCUGGUUGUGUGGGAAGCUGACACGUGCAUGUUGCAACAGAUUUCAUUGCUAAGCUGGCAGUGUGUGUAGCCUCAAAUAUUUAAGAAAAGGAUUUGCUAUCAAACUGCUCGAGGAAGUUAACCUGAGAUUUGUAAGUAGCCUGUUUUGUGGAAGACUCCCAUUUUAAAACUGGUUGUUCCUUCCCUCCUUUGGACCAGCGUGGGGACAGGAGGAGAACAAGUCUGGUUGGGGUUUAUUUACAGUUUUUUAACAUAAUGAGAAGCAUGGUCUGUCUGGACUGCCCUUCACUAGUACAAUGAUCCAAAAUGUGUGCAGCUAUUUUUAAGUGUAUUUUAAGGGUUGUGUAUAUAUUUAGGACACGUGGAGAAGAACAGCUCAAAGAAAGGUUUCUUUGUUCUAACAAAGUUUGCUUUGUUCUAACUGGGACAGAGUUUCUGAAAGGGACAGCCCCCUUACCAUGUGGCAUCAGCAAACACACCUCAGACAGGUAUGUGACAUCCAUUUCAGUGUUCUUGUGUGGUGGUGUGAAGCAUUUGGAGAUGCUCUUGUGGUGCUGCAUUGGGUCAUUUUCUCUGGAAGUUUCCAAAGCUUUAGCUACACUUCUGUUCUCUGUAGGAAAUGCAAAAUGCUUUCCCCACAAGUUUAUUUUCCCAAGAUUUUCUGUCCCCUUUCAGAAAGGAAGCAGCAGCACAGCAGUGAGCUCAUCUUCCUUUCAACACUCUUUUAAAGCAUUCUUCCACUCUCUAAUCACUGUUGCAAAAUGUUUUGAAAUAAUAAGGAAGGAACAUUCCGUGUCUGAAUCCAGACCUUACUUUCAGCUUAAAAGGCUUUAAAACUUGGCUUUAAUAAAAAGCCAAAACCUUUCUUUAAUUCAAUAUAAUCCCCCAGUACCCAAGUAGUCACCUCCCUGUUUUCAGUCAGGACAAAUAAAACUCUCCCCAGCCCUUUGAUGGGGACUCUGGGGCAGGCCCAGUGUUCAGGCUUUUCACUUCUUCCUCUGGACUUCUGACCCCCACAAGCCAUGCUCACUGUGAAGCUGAGGGGUGUGGUAAGGAGGGACUCCUGGGUGAAACCACUUCUCUCUGAUGCUGGGAGGUUUGCAGCAGGCCCCAGAGGAGCUCCUCGGGAUGGGCAUGAAUGUCUGUGAGGCCUGCAGCCAGCUCUUGACUCUGGUGUCUGUUGGCUGGGUGUUUCCCAGAGCUGGGAAUGCUUGUCAGAGAGAGGGAGAAGGAAAUAUUUAUCCAGCCUCUGGUUUUGCUUUGUUUGUGCUAGAUUGUGUGAAUGGCUUCAGAUGGGACACUGGCAAUUCUCUGAGCACAGGAGAGGGGUUCCUCUCAGCCUGGAGCUCUUUCCUCCCCCCAUUCCUCAAUAACCUGGGCUGUCAGCAGGUGAGAGAGGCUGCUGCCCAGCUGUCCUGGGAGUGCUUUUUACCCAGCAGGUAACCAGAUUCUGCUCUGGCACAGAGUAUGUACAUCAUUGCCAGGUUAAAGGAUUUUAAAGUAUUUAUUUGUUUUGUGUGUUGUUUGUUGCUUAAAGGCAAUCAUCAAGGUCUGUUCCUCAUGGCUGCAUUAAAGAAACAAAUCAGGCAGUGACAAAUUCAGGUGGUACUGAGGACAAGUGAAUAAAUGAAGUGGUGUGGGCACAUGAGUGCCUUUUGGAAAAGUCUGUUACGAACAGGGAUUGUGCUGGACUGUAAGGUAUAAUAAAUAGAGCAUGGUAGUGGGUGCCUGAGGGGAGGGAAAAAGGAAAGAAAACCCUGUCCAGUUUCAGGAAGUAAACUUGUCCCCAAGUUGAACGCAUCGUCUGUGCAGUCCUGGAAGAUGUGACCUUUGUGCUUGUUCAUGAAUCCAGUUAGAUGCAAUUAAAUUCUGAGGAGUUUUAUUCAUAAAUUAAGGUUGAUUCCCAUUCUUCAGACUUCAUCUUACCCUCUAAAUCAUUUCACUCCAAAUGAGAAAUGCUGAAAGUUGAACAUUCCUUAAAGGUGGGCUUGAAGGGGGGACUCACUUGUGUAAGAUGAUAAUAACUUAUUCCUGGAGACCAGUGCUGGCUGUACAAAAAAAUAAAAUAAACUCUGCUGUCGUUCAGAA